AUGCCGUCGCGGUCAUUCUACUGUACGUACCCCGACUGCGGGGCGAAUUAUCGACGCAGGGAACACCUGAAGCGCCAUGUGGCGGCGCAUCAUGAGAAGGAUGAUCGCUUUUCCUGCCCUUAUUGCGAGAGCAGCUUGACUAGAAGGGACAAGGCUUGCAGCGCAUGUCACGGUCGGAAAGAGCGCUGUCACGGUGGUUUCCCAUGCAGUGCGUGUGAGAAACGGGGCGUCCCAUGUCUUUCUAAGGACAGUGCACCGGAAGAACAGCGUGCUGUGGAUGACAACGUGGAGAUGAUACUCUCCCACCGGGUCCGCCGGCCGAGUCCAGCACCGGCUGAAUCCAGUAUCCCUAGCCCUCCUACCUCGGGGGCCCCGAGGUGGGUUGCGCAGGACUAUGUCGACAUUUACUUCCGGGAGUUUCAUCCGAGAUGGCCGUUUCUCCACCGGGGCACGUUCGAUCUAUCCCACGAACCUUGUAUCCUCAUCCAAUCAAUUGUCAUGAUCGGAUUAUGGAUCGAAGGCGGCCGAAAAUCGAGGGACUCAGCAAGAGAUCUACAUCGCAAUCUGUGUGCUGCCAUUCGCUCUCAAAUGGACCGCUGGUAUGUGCUAGAUUCCACACCCGACGGAAAUCAGAAUACCCCUUGGCCGAUCGCCACAUUCCAAAGUGUGCUCCUGCAGUCCAUAUUUGCGUUACUUCUUGCAGGUGACCAGGCUGCAUUUGAUUUGAACCUGCGCUACUACAUCCAAACGGACGAAUACGAGCUGCUCCUGGCGCUCGUGCAGACCUGCCGGCGAAGCCGCAUCUUCUUCUAUCCGGCGAUGCUUGCGCAGCACAGCGCCACGGCGCCGCUGGCUAUGGUGUGGGUGAGCGUGGAAGAGAUCAAGCGGCUGGGACUAGCCCUGUACAAAGUGUGUCGGAUGACAGCAUGUGCGGGAUCGACGGAUGGCGAUCGCAGCCGUGGCAGAGAUGAGCUGUUGACUCUGGCUGAUUUGUCGUUCAGCAUGCCUGAUAGUGAUGAGCUGUGGGAUGUGGAGUCUGGCUCCUACCAGAGGACUGCUUUGCAAACCACCCUCAGAGAUAAUCGGGAUCCGACUAGUUGGGUCUCUGCUUCUGCCGAUGUACUUUACGACGCAGGCGUCGAUUUUGACUGGAUAUAGAGUGGUACCCCGGGGAGGAGUUGAAAACACACCUUCGUGAUGACAUGCGUAUUCCCUUAAGUGGGUACAUAUUGGGACCUGUAUCAUUCGAAUGCAGCCAGACAUGCCGCAUUUAAAAACCAUAAUCACACAUAUGAGCACGAAGGUGGCGGUCAGCGAUGGAGUUACAUACAGGAUUGACAGCAGGGAUAGGUUUGGAAUGAGUAAGGUAAAAUUUGAGUGCCUGCGCUGCUUAUGA
Messenger RNA from Aspergillus candidus, 1396 nucleotides. RefSeq lists its product as uncharacterized. Bases 1 to 1158 code for a protein of 385 amino acids. The record is from RefSeq and is a predicted model, not a curated record. The transcript is spliced from 3 exons. Gene Ontology annotation, cellular component: chromatin. Lineage: Eukaryota; Fungi; Ascomycota; Eurotiomycetes; Eurotiales; Aspergillaceae. Gene Ontology annotation, molecular function: RNA polymerase II cis-regulatory region sequence-specific DNA binding; DNA-binding transcription factor activity, RNA polymerase II-specific; zinc ion binding. Gene Ontology annotation, biological process: DNA-templated transcription; regulation of transcription by RNA polymerase II.